Molecule: messenger RNA, 923 nt
Organism: Panicum hallii
Lineage: Eukaryota; Viridiplantae; Streptophyta; Magnoliopsida; Poales; Poaceae
Product: 21.9 kDa heat shock protein-like
Exons: 1
Coding region: 107-745 (212 amino acids)
Biological process (GO): response to hydrogen peroxide; response to salt stress; protein folding
Source: RefSeq, a predicted model, not a curated record
UGGCCUUGCAUCCACACAAGAACAAGCUAGAAACUAAUAAGCAAUCCACCAAGCGCAGGACCUAGCACAGACCCCAGAGCACUUAACUUCAAUCAAGCUGAGAGCAAUGGCUGCUGUGUCCAGGAAGUUGUCAGCUUCCGGAGCCGCCGUCCUCGCGUCGGCGGCGGUGGUGAUGGCGCUGCUGGCGCAGGCCGCGCCCGCCGCCGCGUUGGUGCCGUACGGGCGAGGGCUGGCGUGGGACCUGCUCGACGACCCGUUCCGGGUGCUGGAGCAGUCGCCGUUCUCGGCCGCCUCGGCGGCGCCGAGCAGGGUAGUGGGCGGCGGCGAGGCGGCGGCGCCCGCGGGGGUGGCGCUGGCGCGGUGCGACUGGAAGGAGACGCCCGACGCGCACAUCAUCUCGGUGGACGUGCCCGGGGUGCGGCGGGAGGACGUGCGGGUCGAGGUGGAGGAGAGCAGCCGGGUGCUCCGCGUCUCCGGCGAGCGGCGGGCGGAGGAGGAGAAGGAGGGCGAGCGGUGGCACCGCGCCGAGCGCGCCGCGGGGCGGUUCUGGCGCCGGUUCCGGAUGCCCGCCGGCGCCGACGUCGACCGCGUCGCGGCCAGGCUGGAGGCCGGCGUGCUCACCGUCACCGUGCCCAAGAUCGCCGGGCACCGCGGCCGGGAGCCGCGCGUCAUCACCAUCGCCGGCGGCGACGAGGACGGCGCGGAGGCGGCGGAGGUCAGGACGUCCAAGGCCGAGAUGCGAUAGUGAAUUCUAGGCCAAGAUGCAUGAGACGCUUCCAGUGAUGUGUUCCUGCUUGGGUUGACCGGGGUGUGCAUUUGUUGUACGUACACGUGUACGAUCAUCGUGUCCAGCCUGUUCUCGUACCAACCGUUGGAUCAAAGCCUAAUGAAUAGCCCAAGUUACUAGCUAUUUUUCUUUCCUA